GUAACCGGCCUUCGCCGGCGACCGCUCGCCCUUCCUUCCCGAACUUUCUGGGCCUCCGCUAACUGGCAGGGCCGCGCCGUUCCCGGCGUGGCCGAGGCGAAGGAAAUGGGAAUCCCUCCGCGCCGUCCCCGGAGCGGCUGCGGGCGCUGGGGCCGCGGCGGCGUCUUCGAGGAAACCGGAAGCCCGUGGUGACCCCUGGCGACCCGGUUUGUUUUCCGUGCGUUUGCAAACACUGGGGAACCGAAACUCGGCGGUCUGGGGGGCGGCCCUACGGAGCCCGUCUUCGGGCUGUCAUGGAUGCACUGGUAGAAGAUGAUAUCUGCAUUCUGAACCAUGAAAAAGCCCAAAGGAGAGAUAUUCCAGUUUCGAUAUAUUCAGGCGAUGAGUCUGUUGCUUCACAUUUUGCCCUUGUCACUGCAUAUGAAGACAUCAAAAAGCGACUUAAGGAUUCAGAGAAAGAGAAUUCUCUCUUAAAGAAAAGAAUAAGGUUUUUGGAAGAAAAGCUUAUAGGAGCUCGAUCAGAUGAAGAAACAAGUUCUGUGGGACGAGAACAAGUAAACAAGGCUUAUCAUGCAUAUCGAGAAGUUUGCAUUGAUAGAGAUAAUUUGAAGAGCAAACUGGACAAAAUGAAUAAAGACAACUCUGAAUCUUUGAAAGUAUUGAAUGAACAGCUACAAUCUAAAGAAGUAGAACUCCUGCAGCUAAGGACAGAGGUGGAAACUCAGCAGGUGAUAAGGAAUUUAAAUCCACCUUCAUCACAUUGGGAGGUGGAAAAGUUGAGCUGUGACCUGAAGAUCCAUGGCUUGGAACAAGAACUGGAACUGAUGAGGAAAGAAUGUAGCGAUCUCAAAAUAGAGCUACAAAAAGCCAAACAAACGGUUCCAUCUCAGGAAGACAGUCUGAAGAGCAAAGAUCUCCAAAGAUUAAGCAUUUCAAGUGACAAUAUACAACAUGCAUACUGGGAACUGAAGAGAGAGAUGUCUAAUUUACAUCUGGUGACUCAAGUACAAGCUGAACUACUAAGAAAACUGAAAACCUCAACUGCAAUCAAGAAAGCCUGUGCCCCAGAAUGCAUGGAGGACCUUGGGAAAGACAGCACAAAACUGCAUUUGACAAAUUUUACUGCAACAUACAAAAGACACCUCCCUCUCUCACCUAAUGGCAAAACUCUUUGUCAUACCACAUCGUCCCCUCUACAAGGAGAUAUAAAGGUUUUGUCAGAGAAAGCAAUUCUCCAAUCAUGGAUAGAUAAUGAGCGCUCCAUUCCUCAUGAUGGUACAAACUUCCAGGAACACAACUCUUACAGCAGAAAUUCUCUCGAAGAUAAUUCUUGGGUGUUCCCAAGUCCUCCUAAAUCAAGUGAUACAGCCUUUGGGGAAACUAAAAAUAAAACAUUGCCUUUACCCAACCUGACACCACUGCAUUACUUGGAUCAACAUAAUCAAAACUGCCUUUAUAAGAAUUAAUUCUCAAGAGGUUUCAAGACUUAAGGAUGCUGUUUCCCUUCAUGGUUCUCAAGAAAUUAUUUAACAAACUGAAAGCAGGUUUUGACUAAAAUUUUGUAGUUCUUCAGCGUAUACAUUUGCACAUAUUGUACCAUAUUGUGUAGCUGAUUUUGCAGUAUGAAAGAGUACCAUCCAGGUCCAUGUUGUGACAAAGAAUCAGAUAUAUGCUACUGAUUAAUAAAUUAAUAAACUCUUAGGUGUUUCAUAAAGACAGUUCUACCUUUGAUAAUUAUAUAAAUUUUGCCUCACAUGAAGAAUGGAAAGUAAAGUUUUUAGAUAAGGUUUUACAAAAUGUAAAACCUAAAUAUCUAUACAUAAAAAUAAAGACAGGAAAUUCAUGUAAGUUGCAUAAAGGAGCAAGUGGAAAUGUGAAUAGGUUAUAUUUCUGUUGACUGUACAAAGCAUAAAGUUAAGAAAAAUAUUAUAGUGGAAUAAUAGUAUCUAGGUUAUUCUAUCUGUAUGCUAUUGUGUUUCAAAAUUUAAGGUCUAAAAUAGUUUUUUAAUCACAAUGUUGUUGGUACAGUUUAGAAUUGCAAUUUGAAUUCUACAACUUAAUAUAACCUGAUCAUGGAAGCCAACUUUCCUAAUUUUAAAAAGUGAUGACAUAGCUGAUAAAUUACGUAGUGUGUGAAUAAGCUAUUAUAAUUCUAUACAUCAAGUAGAAAGAGCAUCACAGAGGUUUCAGUCUAGUCUCUCCCUUCAGUGGUCCUUAGUGAAAAUAUGAAAGUAGAUGUAACUAUGCAGCUGCUUGCUAUAUAGAGCAGUUUCUAUAUUGUUAGACCCUGUUUUGAAAUGUAACAUUUUAUUCAUUGGGAAGGACUUUUAGGUGAAUUAGGAAUUUUCUAGAAACCAAAUUCUGUGCUGUAUUGAUAAAGUACAAUCAUGGAAUUCCCAAGCUCUGAUUCUAAGUUGUCUAUCAUUUAUAAACAAGUAAGGAAGUUAUAAGAAUGGCUUCACAUGGAAUGUAUCUAAAUUCUUUCAAGGUGGUGGUAUUAAGAACAUUAGUAAUAAAACGUAUUACUUGGUACAUACAUCGUUUGCUUGAGAUAAAGUAUUUCGAGACCUUUAUCCCUUUGAUAGACAGUUUCAAAUAUAUUGAACUCAAAAGAGUAUCUCAGAUCUCUUGUAUAUUAACUGAAUAGCAUACAUACAUAAUGUUCACCGUUCACCAGAUAUUUCUGUCUUUCUAUUAUCUUACUCACUUAUUCGAGCUUGUCUGUGAUUAAUGGAAUUGGUGUCAGAUGCUGGAAUUUAUUCUGACCAAUGAACACAACUGACUCGAGGGAGUACAAUCUCCUGCCAAGUAAUAGAACAAAAUCCAAUAUGCAUAAAACAAAUACAAGACUCCAGGCUUUAGCUGAAGGAAGCAACUACCUGUGUAAUAACAAAGCAGCAGGAACUAUUUCUCAUGUGGCUGCAUAGGCUGUAUAUUAUAUCUAAUCUCUAAUGUAGCUUACCAGUUGGCCUUUUUUAAAAACCAGGUUGAAAACGUUCCUUGCAAAGAAAAGUUAUAUGAACAAUGGCUUGAUUGUUUGAACAAUACCAAGAAACUGUUUAAUUAAAAUAAAUUAUUUU
This is a messenger RNA of Talpa occidentalis (Iberian mole), 3080 nucleotides long. It is a transcript of the gene AZI2, whose product is annotated as 5-azacytidine induced 2. The transcript has 8 exons. NCBI's taxonomy places the organism in Eukaryota, Metazoa, Chordata, Mammalia, Eulipotyphla, Talpidae. Gene Ontology annotation, biological process: canonical NF-kappaB signal transduction. The record is from RefSeq and is a predicted model, not a curated record. Bases 294 to 1466 code for a protein of 390 amino acids. Gene Ontology annotation, cellular component: cytoplasm.